AUGUCAUCAAACUCAAAAGGGAUCACCAGAAGUGAAGCACUGGAUGAAAGUAAUCAAUUGGAUCAUUCUCGACAUAAUCUAUACGACAAGAAGAUAACAAUGAUGCGAAGUUGUUCUGAGGUGACACCACGAGUAGAUUAUUAUUCCUCGUGGCCCGGUCAGUUGGCGCAUUCUAGAUCAGGCGCUUCAAGCGAAAUGCCGCUUAUUGGUGAAUGUCGCUACUGUGAUCAGAGCUGUCGCUGUUCUUGCUGUCCAUGCUGUGAUCAUCUUAUCAUCAUUUAUGCACCGUCUUCAAAGCCACGUCUUUCAAGUAUCACAUUCUCAACGGUAACAAGUGCUACCGGACUUCCGACAAUUGCUGCUGAACCUUCCAGGCCACGAUCAAGCAGCUACUGGAAGCAACCGGAUCGUGAAGGCUGUAAAAGUGGAACUAAUCCAGAGAAUAAGCAUCACCUUCAGCCACAAACAUCCAGUACUCCUAUAACUGAUACUAGUACAUUAAGCGAUCAAGGAAAGCAAAAGGAGGACACUGUGUUGACUAAAAUCUCCAAAAGUAGUUCAGGUACACAGGAUGGUGAGGAUGAUGUGAAUAUUGUGGCCUGCACUAGUUUGGAACGAAUUGAGGAAUCUGUGAUACGUACAUCAGAUGGUACAAAUUAUAGUUGUAAGGAAUUAAAUUCAGAUGAUGAAUUAGCUAGGAUUGCCGAAUGGGGCUUCCCUAUUUUCCGUUUUGCUGAACGUUAUCCAACAACAACACUUAGCAGGAUAGCUUAUUCAAUAUUCCGUGAACAUGGUCUGUUCCGGAUUUUCAAGUUGUCACCAAAUAAAUUUUUUAAUUUCUUUCAUUCAUUGGAAUGCGGGUAUUGGGACAUUCCUUAUCACAAUCGUAUACAUGCAGCGGACGUGUUACACGGGUGUUAUUACUUGACAUGUCAUCCAGUUUGUGCAUUUCUCGGUACACCAACUAAUAGUCCUCCUGAAUCUUCGUUAUCUAUUUCUGAUAACUCACCAUUACCUCUCUCAAACAGCAUGAGUACACUUGAACUUAUGGCUUUAUUCACCGCAGCAGCAAUGCAUGAUUAUGAUCAUCCGGGACGUACAAAUGCAUUUCUUGUUGCAGCCGAAGAUAAAAAAGCUAUUUUGUACAAUGAUCGGUCAGUAUUAGAAAAUCAUCAUGCCGCUGAAUCAUGGCGUCUUUUAUCGAAAUCAGAAAAUUCAUUUAUUGAAACUUUAGAUGCAGCUGAAACGAAACGUUUUCGAUAUCUUGUGUUGGAAUAUAUCCUUGCCACAGAUCUCAAACUACACUUCGAUAUCAUAAUGCAAUUUAAUGAAAAAGCACCAGAUAUGGAUCUUAGUAACGAAUCACAUCGUGUGAUCAUUUCACAAAUGCUCAUUAAAUUUGCUGAUAUCAAUAGUCCUUCUAAGCCAUACCCACUUCAUCGUCAAUGGACUGAUCGCAUUUGUGAAGAAUUUUAUGGCCAGGGUGAUGAAGAGAAAAGACGUGGUAUGGCAGUGUCACCAUAUAUGGAUCGAGAUGAUCCGGCAGUUGCCAAAUUACAGGACUCAUUCAUUUCUCAUAUUGUUAAUCCAUUAGCUGUUGCAUUGAAUGAAGCUGGUUUGUUGCCAAUUUUGCCAGGUUUGGAAGAACCUGAAUUAAUCAUUAACCUGAAACAUAAUCAUCAGAAAUGGCUCAAUGAACUUGAAGGGAAAAUGACUUCCACAAAAGUUAUGGAAUCAGGCAGUACUACUACUACUACUGCUACAACUAAUGCUAUCACUCAGCCAACUUCAUUAUCACUCAAAACAACUAAUCAUGUUAUCGUCGAAGAGAAUAGUAAUGAAGAACAAAACAGCGAAUCGUGUAGUAAAAAUUGUGAAAAUGAAAACGGAUAUUCAAGUGAACAUAUCCAGUGA
Molecule: messenger RNA, 1914 nt
Organism: Brugia malayi
Lineage: Eukaryota; Metazoa; Nematoda; Chromadorea; Rhabditida; Onchocercidae
Gene: Bma-pde-3
Product: 35-cyclic nucleotide phosphodiesterase family protein
Exons: 13
Coding region: 1-1914 (637 amino acids)
Biological process (GO): signal transduction
Molecular function (GO): 3',5'-cyclic-AMP phosphodiesterase activity
Source: RefSeq, a predicted model, not a curated record